Molecule: messenger RNA, 3099 nt
Organism: Phanerochaete carnosa HHB-10118-sp
Lineage: Eukaryota; Fungi; Basidiomycota; Agaricomycetes; Polyporales; Phanerochaetaceae
Exons: 5
Coding region: 1-3099 (1032 amino acids)
Biological process (GO): protein deubiquitination
Molecular function (GO): cysteine-type deubiquitinase activity
Source: RefSeq, a predicted model, not a curated record
AUGCUGAGACACAAGAAGCAGUCAACACCGCAAGAACUGUAUCGGGCACGGAAGCAGCGAGAGGAAGACGAGCGAGACGCCAAUCUACCGCCAGGUCUUAUCAACCAUGGGAACACUUGCUUCAUGAACUCUACGCUCCAGGGGUUAAUUGCUACCCCAUUGCUACAAUCUCUAGUCAGUUUCGAGGAACUGACACCGAAUAACCCGUCAUUAGCGCCGUACCGCUCGCCACAGCUGACUAACGGUCAUGGAGUCGCAGGAAAGUACGAGCAUGAGUGGGUCGAGGGGAUGCCGCUCGGGGACGUCUUUCUCGCGACCAUGCAGAAGGCGUGGGGAAUUCAGCAGAGCCAUAGGCGAGAAACCAUGAGCCCAAGAGACUUGUUGAACGCCAUUGGACGCAAGUAUGACCAGUACCUAGACUUUCGUCAACAGGACGCGCACGAGUUUCUCAGCCAUAUGCUAGAUGCAAUGCGGAUGGAAGAGCUAGACAUUAUCAAAACACGACAACCGCCUGUCAAGAGGCGGCGGCGGUCGAGGCGCACCGCUCAGAUCCCCGACACAUCCCCCGUACCGAAUGGUGCUGAAGAACACCAGGACGAUACACCUUCGGACGGAGAGAAGCUCGAGACCUUCGUAGACAUGCUCUUCGGCGGCAAGCUCGCCAGCAUCCUUGUUUGCGACACGUGCAAGAAGAUCUCCGUGACCUACGAAGACUUCAAUGAUCUCAGUCUCAGCAUCAAACCCGAAGAUUACGCCAAGGAGCGCAAACGGGAUCGCUUCAAGCAUCUAACGCGCAAGUUUCGGUUCCGCCACAAGGAGGCCGAAUCAAGACCCUCAAGCCCGCACAGAGCGUCUUCAGUCCCUGCCAGCCCUGUGCGGCGGAGCAUGGAUCCCAUGCCACACGACGACGAUCCUCCUAUUAACGUCGACCACCGUAGGCGCAGUUUCGAUCAUGUCUCGGUUGCCGAGGACGCCACGCAGGAGAAUGAAGCAAGAGAUGCGGUCAAGCGACUCGCAGAAGAGGAAGCUGGAGAGGCUAAGACCUCUGCUUUGCCGCCACAUGCAGUAUCAGACGCGGAAGCCGACACUGACAAGCCACAACAAGCCCAUAUAGCCUUCUCCGAGCCAGCGCGAGGACGCGACAAGGCUGAGGUCGACUCGAAGAAGGAUAAGGAGAAAGCGGACUCGUGGGGAAAGCUUGGACGGCGAUUGAGCGUGUCCAUGGGCAUGUCGAAGAAAGAGAAGAGGCUCAGCAGGUCGAAAGAUAGCGGAUGGAAGAAUUGGAAUGUCAGAGAUGAGGAUACGACUCGUGCGCCUAGCGAGGAGCGUCGGCAACUACCCGACUCAAGACCGCCGAUGCAUGCACGUACGGACAGCACAACAGACAUUGCUGCUGCAACGGACGUGCCAGACCAAGCACGUCGGAGUGCCCACCCUUCUCCCGCAGCGUCACCAUCACCCACCCCUCCACUCAGCAUCUCGAGCCCUCUCCCCAAUUUCAUGAGAUCCCCCGGAAUCGCUCUAAGCGACAAGCGACAAUCGAAGUUUUCACGCCCACCUAAGCCCUCUCGCCACGAGGUUGCAUACCUACGGCAGCUGCUUGCAGACGUACAUUCCUCCACGCCCAGCGCUUUCACUAUGCUUCAGCAUGCCAUAAGUGGCGGGAGUCAGAACGGCACUGGACCAUCAUCCCCGUCGGUGUCCGCCCAAGCUCUGCUUGCCAAAUUGGGACAUAUGCCCGGCAUCGAGGAAUGCCUGCGGCUCUUCACCUCCGUAGAAAUCCUCGAAGGCGAAAACAUGGUCGGGUGCCAUCGCUGCUGGAAAAUUGCCAACGGAACAUACAAGCCUCGGCGGUCAGAUGCUGACGAAGAGAAAGAGGACAGUAGUGAAGGCAGCGAAGAAAGCGCACCGAUCGAACCGGAGGCUCCGCGCCCCGUCAUGUCCAGACGGGAGACCUCCUACUCGUCGAAUGAGACACCGGGCAGAGUAUCGCCCAUCUCGACAUCCUACAUUUCCGCUUCCGCAAGCGCUGCCUCAUCAUCUAUUUUCUUGCAAGACACUGUAUCGAUAUCCUCUGCACCUACCACCAUCCAAUCUGUACCACAUGAACACAGGACAAUACUCACCUCUCCAGUACCCCUUGCCUCAUCACCACCAAAGACACCUAACCCACCAGUGCCUUCUUUCGGCGGUCUUCCUAUACCUUCUAUCUCGACCACCGAACCAGAUAUGCCCACCCCCACCGUCGCACCCAGCGCUGCUCAACGGCCCACAAGUCCUUUGCCGGGCCGCCCCGCUAACACCACCCCGAAUGGCUCACUCGUGCCCCCGAAACUGCGGACAAAGAGGUCUAUCCGACAAUCCCGGGAAGCGGACGACAGCGACUCGAGUUCGGACCGAGGCUACGACUCAAGCGACAUCUCAGACGCAGACUCUGCGUAUUCCGAUGCGUCGUCCAUCGCCUCGCUCUCCGGCUCCCGCCAGGCGUCUCCCGAGAGGGCGAGCAGAAAGCCUGCGACGCCCUCGCCGAACGGUCCCGGCCAGGACCGCAAGGUGCCGAAGUCGCGGCAGGUGAUCAUGCGGCGCACGUUCAAGCGCUACCUGGUCGCGGUGCCGCCGCCGGUGCUCGUCGUGCACCUGAAGCGCUUCCAGCAGGUGUCCAAAUCGAACCCGUACGCGAUGGCGUUCUCGAGUGGGCUCAAGAAGCUCGACGACUUUGUCGCGUUCCCUGAGUACCUCGACCUCGCGCCGUUCCUGACGCCGAAGAAAGAGGACUUUGGGCUCGGCAAGCGGGCGACGAAGAAGGAGAAGGAGAAGCGCGGGAAGGACAAGGACAAGGAGGGGCGGUGCAUGUACAGGCUGUACGCGGUCGUCAUGCACAUCGGCAACAUGCUCGGCGGACAUUAUGUCGCGUACACGGCACUCCCUCCGUCCAGCACGCCCGAGCUGAGCGAGUCGUCCACAAACAGCUCUACUUCGUCCAAGAACCAGCAGCAGCCGCGGCGCUGGGCGUACAUCAGCGAUACCGUCGUGCGGCUCACGACGCUCGAGGAGGUCCUGAAGGCAAAGGCGUACAUCUGCAUGUACGAGCGCAUAUAG